AUGGCGAGGCAGACUGAAGUCUCUGGCAGUUACGCUAAUGACAUCUUUGAUCGGCACAAGGCCCGAUUAGUUGUUCAAGGUUAUGCUCAGGAGCAUGACAUUGAUUAUGAUGAAACUUUUGCUCCUGUUAUUAAGAUGACAACUAUUCGUACUCUUAUUGCACUUGCAUCUAUUCGCUUCAUUCAAAGUAAACAUGAUAAGUCAAUGUUUAUUCGUACCACAAAGCAUGGUAUUUGUGUUAUUUUAUUACAUGUUGAUGAUAUUCUUAUUUCUGUUAAUGAUUUCACUUCCAUCAAGGAUGUGAAGCUACGAUUGCAAGAAUACUUUCAAAUGAAGGACCUUAGGGAAGCGUCUGAUUUUCUUGGCCUUGAGAUCUCUUGCUCUAAACGUGGUAUUUAUAUCUAUCAACAGAAGUAUGCACUUGAUCUUGUUUCUAGUAUUCAAUUGAAUGAUGUGAAAGUUGUUGAUACACCCAUCGAACUCAAUGUUAAACUUUCUGUACAUGUUGGAGAUCCUCUCCUUGAGCCUACUAUGUAUUGCAAACUUGUAGGCUUCCUCAUCUAUCUCACUAUGACUCGUUUAGAUAUUGCAUAUAUUGUCCAUAUUGUGAGCCAAUUUAUUUCAGAUCCUCGAUGA
Molecule: messenger RNA, 636 nt
Organism: Amborella trichopoda
Lineage: Eukaryota; Viridiplantae; Streptophyta; Magnoliopsida; Amborellales; Amborellaceae
Source: RefSeq, a predicted model, not a curated record